AUUCUCCCACCUUUUACGACGCCGCGAUAUCGGCCAUCCCGAUAAUGCUCUAUAUACGUGGGCAAGACGUCAGGAGAGGUUUCUUAUAUACGGCUGUACCACGUGUUUCGACUUUCGUGUCAUUUUUUUUGUUCUUCUUAUGGGCAACGGUCUCCAUGUAUCGAUGAAGCUGGUGGAGUUGACAACGUUUGGACAACAGCUUUGACUGGCGAGAGGACUGGACUCUUGAGUUAUCAGAUUGAGGACUGACGUCAUCACGGGAGAGAUGUGAAGGCUGAACAUGCUGCCUCCUGUGGCGCUCGGCUUCGCUGUCCUGAUAGUCUUGCUGUCGGUUGGAACCAUCAUAUGGCUCUACGUUCGCCACUUUUGGACGACGGCUGCCGAAGGUCACAGAGGCUCCUACAGCCCAUCCUUCGUCCAGGAGAAAGUAUUGGGGAAGACUAAAGAGCCAAGGAAAGAUACUUGCGCAGUCUUUAAGGAGUUUUCAGUUUUGCCCGUUCACGCUGACGAAGCGGACAGCGGUGUUCAGUUGCUGACGUCGACACCACUCAAGGACGAACUACUGCCGCUUGAGCCACCGGUACAAAGCAAGUUAGAUUCGUCUUGCCCAUCGGACAUAAAGUUGACUAUAGGGCUAUCACCCGAAACCGAAACGUGCGACUUAGACGACUGUUCUGUUUCUCAACAUGCCUCGAUAAGCGCAUCCGACAGCGAGGACCAGAGCGAUUCUUCGGACUCGUCAGCCGAGUACAUCUUGGAAGAUGAAACUCCGCGCACCGCAUCGACACGGGGACUGGUGAAUUCGAUUACUGCAUCUCAGUGUAAUUCCGUGGCGAUGAGCUGCGACUUGAUUAAGGAAAAUGAAAUGUCCGAAGAAGAAAUGCCAGGUGAAAAACACAUUACCGGCACAUUUCGUCGAAAUUCCCACAACGAAACGUACAGGCAGUACAUGGAAAGCGUUCUCUUGAAGAAAAGAGCCGAGAUGUUUUUCGGAACUUCAGGGGCCAAAUUUCGAAAGAGUUGUUUUGAAACUACGUAAUACCAUCGAUGUAGGCGAAAGGUUGACCCUUUGUUUUAAACAAUGCGCCAUUAAUAAGUUGAUCGUCGUUCACUUGCGAGGCAGUAAAACUUAGAACAGCAAUCGUGCAAAGCUCAGCCAUCUCAGUAUUUUUUUUUUUCACUUCAGUCUUACACAUUAUUAGACAAUUGUAACCGAUGAAAAGUUUUGUACUUCAGUAAAAUAUAUUUCACAACCUA
Molecule: messenger RNA, 1257 nt
Organism: Ixodes scapularis (black-legged tick)
Lineage: Eukaryota; Metazoa; Arthropoda; Arachnida; Ixodida; Ixodidae
Exons: 2
Coding region: 281-1039 (252 amino acids)
Source: RefSeq, a predicted model, not a curated record